AUGCCACCGAAGUUGGACCCGAGCCAGAUCGUGGACGUCUACGUCCGCGUCACCGGAGGAGAAGUCGGAGCCGCCAGUUCCCUCGCUCCCAAGAUCGGUCCCCUCGGUCUCGCCCCCAAGAAGAUCGGAGAAGACAUCGCCAAGGAGACCGCCAAAGAGUGGAAAGGGCUCCGCGUCACCGUCAAGCUCACCGUUCAGAACCGUCAGGCUAAGGUGACGGUGGUUCCGUCCGCAGCUGCCCUCGUCAUCAAGGCGUUGAAGGAGCCGGAGAGGGAUAGGAAGAAGGUGAAGAACAUCAAGCAUAACGGUAACAUUUCGUUUGAUGAUGUGAUUGAGAUUGCGAGGAUCAUGAGGCCUAGGUCGAUUGCUAAGGAGCUGAGUGGGACUGUGAGGGAGAUUCUUGGGACCUGUGUCUCUGUCGGGUGUACUGUUGAUGGCAAGGAUCCCAAGGAUCUUCAGCAGGAGAUUCAAGAGGGUGAGAUUGAGAUUCCUGAGAACUAA
This is a messenger RNA of Eruca vesicaria subsp. sativa (arugula), 501 nucleotides long. The record is from the annotation of a GenBank genome assembly. NCBI's taxonomy places the organism in Eukaryota, Viridiplantae, Streptophyta, Magnoliopsida, Brassicales, Brassicaceae.